ACCCAGGCGAAACACUACUAUCCUCUGGUAGUUUGGCACAGUCUACAAACAAGAUCCAAAUUCGUUAUAUAAUCGCGGUCAACACAAAGUGGGCCCGGUUCAACGAACGUAGUUCAAGGUCACAAUGUAAAAGGAGGAAUUGUAUUGGAUCAGAGACGACGAAGAAUGUGGAAUCUGGAUGACAUGCUCUUGUGUGUUCACACAAAACAAACUGCCUGGAAAACAAGCUCGGAUCCCUUCGCCUCAUUCCGCGAGCAGCCGCACGCACACUGUGUAUAUAAUAGACCUCUAGGUGAGUUUGUCACAAGUUGAUAAGCGCCCCUAGGAAUGGACUCAGACGAGGGAUAUAACUAUGAAUACGACGACGAAGAGGAGGAAUGUAGCGAGGACAGCGCCGAAGAGGAGCCCGAGGACGACACCCUGGAGCUCGGCGAGGUGGAGUUGGUCGAUCCCGUGGUGGCCGCCGGCGAGCGGGACGAGUCUGGCGAUACGGUCGGAGGCGGUCAAGGCCCCGGCGAGGAAGAGGAGGAGGACUACCGCUUUGAGGUUUUGACCGCUGAACAGAUCCUCCAGCACAUGGUGGAGUGCAUCAAAGAGGUCAACGAGGUUAUCCAGAAUCCUGCAACAAUUACACGCAUCCUUCUUAGUCACUUCAACUGGGAUAAGGAAAAACUCAUGGAAAGGUAUUUUGAUGGUAAUCUGGACAAGCUUUUCUCUGAGUGUCACGUCAUCAACCCCAGCAAGAAACCCCGCAUCCGUCCUCCGAUCAACACAAGAUCGUCUGCACAGGACAUGCCGUGUCAGAUCUGCUAUCUGAAUUUCCCUAACUCUUACUUUACCGGCCUAGAGUGUGGACACAAGUUCUGCAUGCAGUGUUGGGGUGAUUACCUGACUACUAAGAUCAUAGAAGAAGGGAUGGGACAGACCAUUUCUUGUCCUGCUCAUAGUUGUGAUAUUUUGGUUGAUGACAACACAGUAAUGCGACUCAUCACAGAUUCAAAAGUCAAGUUGAAGUACCAGCAUUUAAUUACAAAUAGUUUUGUAGAGUGCAAUCGACUGUUAAAGUGGUGCCCCGCUCCAGAUUGCCAUCACGUUGUUAAAGUCCAGUACCCAGAUGCCAAACCAGUGAGGUGCAAGUGUGGCCGGCAAUUCUGCUUCAAUUGUGGGGAGAACUGGCACGAUCCUGUCAAGUGCAAGUGGUUGAGAAAGUGGAUUAAGAAAUGCGACGAUGACAGUGAAACUUCAAAUUGGAUUGCCGCAAAUACCAAGGAGUGUCCAAAGUGCCAUGUGACAAUCGAGAAAGACGGAGGCUGCAAUCACAUGGUUUGUCGGAACCAGAACUGCAAAGCUGAGUUCUGCUGGGUCUGCCUGGGCCCAUGGGAACCUCAUGGCUCUGCUUGGUACAAUUGCAAUCGCUACAAUGAAGACGAUGCCAAGGCCGCCAGAGACGCUCAAGAGCGUUCGAGAGCGGCUUUGCAGAGGUACCUGUUCUACUGCAACCGCUACAUGAACCACAUGCAAAGCCUGCGCUUUGAGCACAAGCUGUACGCUCAGGUCAAGCAGAAGAUGGAGGAGAUGCAGCAGCACAACAUGUCCUGGAUCGAGGUGCAGUUCCUGAAGAAGGCUGUGGAUGUGCUGUGCCAGUGCCGCUCCACGCUCAUGUUCACUUACGUUUUUGCCUUCUACCUCAAGAAGAACAACCAGUCAAUUAUUUUUGAGAACAACCAGGCCGACUUGGAAAACGCCACUGAAGUACUGUCUGGCUACCUAGAACGAGACAUCUCCCAGGAUUCCUUGCAGGAUAUCAAGCAGAAAGUACAGGACAAGUACAGAUACUGCGAGAGCCGGCGAAGAGUUCUGCUGCAGCACGUGCACGAAGGCUACGAGAAGGACUUGUGGGAGUACAUUGAGGAUUGAGGACACGUCCCGAUGCUUUGGACUCUGGAGUAUCUUGACAAAAUAAGAGCGCUGAUGCAAUUGGUCAGGGCAGUACGGGCCUUCUGCUGCCUCUCUUUUGGCAAAACUACCACUUUUGCAUCCUUUUGUUUAACAAUAUCUAAGUAAAUUAUAUUUAAAUGAAAAGGUAGAGUAAUAAAAAAAGAAAGUGUACUACAGUAUUGUUAGCAGCAGAAAGUCCAUCUUAAACAAAAACAUACAUCCUCUUUUGGUUUGUAUUGUAACACUUCCCCUCAGCUACCUUUUUUUUCCCCUUUUUUUUUUUUUUUCUUUUUUGCUUGUGUAUCUUUACAGAUUUUUUGUUUGUUUUCCCAUUAGUGUGAACAUGUUUUAAACAUAGCUUUAAUCGUCCUGCCCAUGUCUGCAGUGUGUGGCGAGGUCCUUUUGUGUGGUGGGUUGAUUGUAAAGGGGCAAAGACAUUUCAUAGGGGGGGGGGAAGGAAAAAAAUCAAACAAACUAGAAAGUCUGUUUUUUGUUUUUGUUUUUUGUUUUUUAAAUUUGUAAAUAGUGCGUAUGCAUGGAAGUUAAAGGGCAAGUGUGGCACGCGUUUGCAUCAUUUUGACCUAUUUAUUCUUUACAAACAUUGUAAAAGGUGUUUGGCAAUACAGAGCAACGCACAGGUGACCUCACCAGGAGCUCUGAAUGGACACUACUAUAAGCUGGAGAAGGUUUUAAAAGGUGUACAACGUGUGUGUCAGCUCAAUGUCCCUGCUUCUAACCUGCUGCCCUACAUGCUUCAAAGUUAUUUUUUAGAAGUAAUUGUUUGCUAGAGCCAAACUGAGUGACAUUCACUCUUUUGUUUUGUUGCUGUACCCCCUCGCUCACCCUCCCCACGACAUGGCUUGAGGUCACCCAUCUUUGAGCUCCACUCGCACCUUGGGCACGAAAUGUAGUGGCAGUGCUGCUAAGUCGGUGUCCAAACAGGCCACGGGGAUCUUUUUGCCUCAUUCUCCCUAGGAAUGCUGAUAGUGAAGGGAUGUGACUCCUCGCAGGAGGAGAUUGAACAUCGUUUUAAGUGGAUAGAUUAAUAGGGAAGGUUGCACUUCGUCACGCUUUAGUUUUUUGUUUUUUUUUUAUUUGACGAUUAAACGUUGAAAUGUCAGUGCUGCAGAUUGUGGACGGCUCCGCUUGUAAAUGCUCCCAUCGUGUUUGUGUGGAACACGACGGCCUUCUCCGCAGAGAGGAUGUGCAUGUUCGGGCACUGAUCAAAGUCACGGGAUUGACAGAACAAAGUGUCAACAACCCUCAAAGAAAAACAAACAAAAAAAUAAUGCUGCCCCAGUUCCAGUACUAUGGGGGGGACAGUUGUGUCCCAAAAUGCUUCUUGUGUUCAGACUUAUUUUAUCCUAGCAAAUUAUAAACUGUAUUGUUUAUUUGAAUAAAUGUCAUGAAAAAAUCUCAAAUUUCAA
Molecule: messenger RNA, 3365 nt
Organism: Phyllopteryx taeniolatus (common seadragon)
Lineage: Eukaryota; Metazoa; Chordata; Actinopteri; Syngnathiformes; Syngnathidae
Gene: arih1
Product: ariadne ubiquitin-conjugating enzyme E2 binding protein homolog 1 (Drosophila)
Exons: 16
Coding region: 328-1917 (529 amino acids)
Biological process (GO): protein polyubiquitination; positive regulation of proteasomal ubiquitin-dependent protein catabolic process; ubiquitin-dependent protein catabolic process
Cellular component (GO): ubiquitin ligase complex; cytoplasm; nucleus
Molecular function (GO): zinc ion binding; ubiquitin protein ligase activity; ubiquitin conjugating enzyme binding
Source: RefSeq, a predicted model, not a curated record